AGGGGCACGUGUUCGAUGUCAAACAAAUAAAACAAAAAUCCUCGAGCCGACAAUAACCGAAAUCCUUUCAGUUUAUGAUCGCUUGUUGUCGAAACGUUUUGGACUUAUCAUUUCUAUUAUUAGCAGUCUGUUAAAUUUUUAAAAGUUCGUCACCGAAUGAAAUAAUAAAACUGGAUUAAAAUUUGAUUGUAGAAAAUAUUAAAAUUAAAACAUGAUCGGGGUGUCGUUGGUGUUCGGCUCUUGUAUACUAUUCAUUAGCAAUGGAAUAGGCCUAAUAAGAGCUUACGACCAAUGCAAUUCAUCACUUUUUGUUGAUAACGACAGUGGUUUUAUGGGAUGUAAUCGUAUGAACAAAUCGAGUAUUCAACAGUUUGCGUACAAGCCAAAUGUUUCGUUGAAUAACAAUAACAUUUCAGUCCUCAUGCAAGUUAUUAAUGAAAACUUGAUAAGGCAAGAGGCUGAAACUAAUUUACACUCUUUGACAGUGCAAAACUUGAUUUACGCAAUUCCACCUAUGGCACUGGUAAACAGUACAAAUGUAUUAUGUAAAAAACAUAGUCAGAUUUAUUUAGAAGAACUAGAAAAGCUAACAAUGUGGGCUUUAAAAAUGUACGAUUCAUCAGCGAAAGUGCCAUCAGGUAUAUUGAACGGUAACAUCAAUCAAUUUGGCGACUUCGAUCAAUGUUUGAACGCCAACGAUCAAAGUUCAGGAAUACAAGGACAGUAUUGUUUAGCCUAUGUGGAAAUGGAUGCGGCAGGUGAUAACGAGAAAAUAAAAAAUAUAAUAAAGCUAAUGCAUUCGCAUUCAGCAUUUCGCAGCCGUUUAGAAGAUCCUGGUCAUCGAGUUCCUAGAUUUUCUACAAUUAACUGGGCUAUUUGCACUCCUGCCAGUUGCUCACCAUCGGACAUCGAACAGGAAAUACAUACAUUAUUGUCUAAAUACGUCAAUACCAAUGAAAUCAGAUUCCGUCUUAAAGUAGAUCCCAACAUGUGCCAAACUCUGAGGAAAUCAUAUGUUCCAACGACUGGCUCUUUGAUUGCGGUUUUGACUUUUGGCGCUCUAUUUGCAACAAUUGCAUUAUCCACAGUGCUUGAUUUGCUCUCUACAAGAUUACAAGAAUCAAAAAGUAGUCUUUCAAAAUUCAUAUAUUCUUUUUCACUAAAAAGAAAUAUACUUCAAUUUAUCAACUUAAAUGAAUCACCUGACUCAAUAAAAUCAAUUCAUAGCAUUCGAGCCAUAAAUGCUUUCAUGCUAUUAGCGUCACACAAAUCAAUGGCGAUGUUCUUCAACCCUUAUUCUAAUAGAACACAAAUGGCAGAGAAAUUGGGAAAACGUUGGACGGUAUUAGCACGCGCCGCAAGUUUGUAUACGGACCCUUUCAUAUUUAUGAGUGGAAUAUUGACGUGCACUACAUUUUUAAGACAUUUAGAAAGGAAAGGAAAAAUUAACAUACCCAACGAAUAUUUGUCCAGAUAUGUAAGAUUAGUUCCUACGAUGGGAGCAAUUAUAUUAUUUUGUACGAUGAUCCUACCAAAUUUAGGAUCGGGACCGCAAUGGAAUCUCGUGGUUAAACAACAUGCCGAUAUUUGCGAGAAGUAUUGGUGGAGAAAUUUCUUAUUCAUUCAUAACUUAUUUGGAUUCAAGAAUGUGUGUUUGUCGCAUACUCAUCACAUAGGUAUCGAUUCUCAACUUUUUGCUCUGUCUCCUCUGUUGGUUUGGACUUUAUGGAAAUGGCCAAAAAAAAGCCUAGUAGCGAUGAUAGGGCUCGCCGCUUUUUCUACCGGUCUGCGAUACUACGCGACGAUGACAAAAAAACUGAACUUGUUCAUAAACUACAGUAGUUCAGUGUCAACAAUGUACGAUACUGCAGAUUUCUCAUAUGUUUUGCCUACCCAUAGACUUACAGUGUACAUAAUGGGUAUACUCUUGGGAUACUUAUUGAAGUGUGUCGGGCCAAACUAUAAAAUGAAAAGCAUAAACAUAAAAUUAGGAUGGAUCAUAGCCAUUGGAUUUUUUUACCAAGCAUAUAUUGCUCCAUCUAAAAUGGGUGACAUGAACUAUGUAUACAAUGUCAUUGACGCUGCUAACUAUGCUGCAUUUGCUCCCAUUUGCUGGUGUAUUUUCUUCGGUUGGAUCAUAUUCAUAUCGCACACUGGCAAUGGAGGUUUAGUGUCCGAGGUGUUUUCGUGGAAAGGAUUCAUCAUUUUAACACGGUUUUCAUAUACAUUCUACUUGACGCAAUUUCCGGUAUUUUUCUACAAUGUUGGUAGUAAUAGGGCGCCUCUUGAAUACAGUUUUGGUCUAAUGUGUGACAUUCACGAAUUUUUGGUGACAAUUUUCGUGUCCAUUGCAUUGACAGUGGCCGUUGAAAUGCCAUUCAAUAACAUUAAGACUGCUUUCAUAAGGAAAUCGUGAAAUUAUUAUAUGCCUACCACAAACACAAUAUUUCUAUUGGUUGUAUAUUGUUUAAAUAUCCUCAAAAAGAAUUCUAUAUUCUUUGAAAAACGUGAUAGUCCGUAAAAGUAUUAUUUUGUAGAUAAAUAGAAUCUUUUCGAAGCGUAUUGAUAUUUUAUAUUAAUUAGUUAAUUUAUACGGUUUUAAUACUGUUAUUUCUAUAUUGUUAGUAUUUAUUGCAUUUUAUAAAAAUCAUUUCAUCUUUUAGAUUAUAGCAAAUUUUUGUAAGAUUUCCUUAGAAUAGUUUAUUUUUUUUUUUAGUACGACUUGUGAUAUAAGUGUAUUUACUUUUCUAAUAAUUAAAUGUUGUAUGUGGGUACAAACAAAUAAACUAUAAGAACAAUAAUGAGAGAAUGAUUUAUUCUAAUAUUUGUACAAAAAGUGUUGCUUAUUAUUCUAGCUAUUUUUUAUCAUAUUAUAAUUUUUAUUUUGCUAUUUAUUUAUAUUUAAAGUAUUACUGUUCAAAAGGCACAAUGUCAUCGCUAUUGUUUUGAAGUUUAUAUUAAAUUUAUGCCCUAAAACAGUAUUCGUGGUCAGCAUGUGUAUAAUUUUAAAUAAAAUUUCUAAUUUGCCAAGUCUACUCAUUAAGAAAUUAUUUUUCUCUAACUAAUAUUGAUAGGUCAUUCGAUAUAUUAGCAAUUUAUUUUAAUUAUAAUUUUCAUUUAGCUUAAUUAUAAUUAUCCAUUAAUAACUAUAUAAUAGUUUAUUUUUGGCGUAUUCGAUAGUAAAUACAUUAUUCUAACAUAUUUAACACCUGUGUGACUACUAUUAUCUAUGUUAUUGUAAUUAUAAAAUAUAUAUGGUUUUUCGACAUCAGUUAAUUUAUAAAGGACUAAAGCAAAAAACCAUAUAGUAAAACCAGUUUAAGCGUUGUAAAUUAAUAUAUUUUAGUCGUAAACAGUUUUAAAUCAUCCUAAAAUUGAGUACUAAAUAUAACGUGACUUACAAAUCGUUUUAUUAGUGAAUUUUGUUUAUUAUAACUAUUUUAUCUAAUAUUCGACUAAAUUUAGCUCAUUAUUUUUCAUAUAAUUUAUGAGCACAUUUCUACUAUUUUGUUUGUACCUAUCAUACAUUAAUAUUAUUUCCUACAGGACAUAAAAUAUUAUUUUUUAUGAUAAUGAAAUUUUGUAUGACACGAUAUUGUAAAUAUUUUUUUUCUUAUUACAUUACAAGAUAUAUAAGUAUAAAAAAAUAAAUUAGCAGGUAUAUGUAG
Molecule: messenger RNA, 3668 nt
Organism: Daktulosphaira vitifoliae (grape phylloxera)
Lineage: Eukaryota; Metazoa; Arthropoda; Insecta; Hemiptera; Phylloxeridae
Product: nose resistant to fluoxetine protein 6-like
Exons: 13
Coding region: 212-2416 (734 amino acids)
Molecular function (GO): acyltransferase activity, transferring groups other than amino-acyl groups
Source: RefSeq, a predicted model, not a curated record